AUGGUUGAUUACUGGGGGAAACCUGCUCUGGGUGACCCCGCGACCUACCAAGACUUCCUCUUGAUCGAAGAUGAUAUGGGGAGAAUCAUAAAGUUGGGGUCCAUUCUCGAGCCCGAUGUUUUAGGCAUAGGCAUACAAGAAAACCUUCUAAAUCUCGUUUCGCCCUCACUCCACGCCGAGGUCAUACAGAAUAUAGGGCGGGAUCCGAGGUACAUCUACACCUACCUGACGAAGGAGACCGCACAAACCAUCAAGCACUUUACUGAAUGGGUAACGGCUGGUGACUACAAGAUGACGCAGAGGACCUUCCAUGGCUUCAACCUCCUUGUGCUACAUGGCCGCGUCUACACCAUGGCCGCAAAGUACUUGUGCAACGAGCUUCAGACCUGCGUCACGAUUCACAUUCACCGUCUUCUGCUUAUGCAGCGCCACAUUAUCCAACCUUGUCACGACAUCGAGUUUCUGGAUUAUCUCGCUGAACACCAUAGUAUAGGCCAGGACCACCUCCGCCGGAUAAUGGUCAAGAAGGUCGCCUUUGACAUCAAGAGAUACAUCGACAUGCCCCAAUUCGAGGCGUUUUGCAAGAGGUUCCCGAGGGUCGCAUUCGAAAUUAUGAAGGAACUGUCGCCAGCAACCAUCGAUCCGAUUGCACCCUUGGUCAUAAACCACGAGGGGGUGUUCAUCCUAGGCGACUCUCCUCUAAAACGCUUGAUCGCUAGGUGUCUUGCAGAGAAGAUGGAGAAGCUGGAAAGGGAGAGGGUUGAAAGGGAGAGGGAAGCACAGGCUUAUCAAGCUGCCCUACGCAAUUAUUGA
Messenger RNA from Morchella sextelata, 813 nucleotides. RefSeq lists its product as uncharacterized. Bases 1 to 813 code for a protein of 270 amino acids. The transcript has 2 exons. NCBI's taxonomy places the organism in Eukaryota, Fungi, Ascomycota, Pezizomycetes, Pezizales, Morchellaceae. The record is from RefSeq and is a predicted model, not a curated record.